CCCAUUUUUUUGCACUUUGAUCACCUUCUGUUCUCUCGGGAAAGGGAAGUUUCUCAGGGAAGGAGUGUGUUUCCGCGUUCCCUGCUUAAUCGAAACAAACACACUAGAGUACUCACCACCCUAUAUUUUCUAUUAUUUUCUUGCAAAACUCCGCCAUCGGCAACCUUAUCACCAUCAUCGCUUAAGAAACAAUCGCUGCAAGAAGACGCCGACCGAUUACUGAAGAGAAAUCAAUCAACAAACAAACACCUGGACGUUUGUCAAGAAACGCCUCAAUUAUCCGUUGCGCUAUGACAAGGAUGAAAGGGUCUUCUUCUGGCAUAUCUUUUUCCAAUGACGAUGAGAAGAACUUGGAAUGGUUGCUUGAAGUUUUUGGCUCAAAGAUAUCUCCUGAUGACAUGGCAUCUGCUUAUUGCCAAGCAGGGGGUGACAUAAAUAAAGCUAAUGAAAUACUUUGUAGUAUGCUUGGAAGCUCUUCCAGCAAUGAUUUACACAUUUCAGCUGAUGAUUUGGUUAGUACUACUACACCUGCUGAUACUUGUGUGGGUACAGUUUCUGGUGUAAAUGGUUCUGAUUAUGCAAGAUUGGGAAUAAUGAAUGAGCCUCCAAAGGUUCUUUAUCGACCUAAAACAAGAAACUCUGGCGUAUCAAUGGGUACAGUUUCAGGCAGAAUUGGUGCUGAUUAUGGAAGGUCAAGGCCUUUAACUAAAGAACCCCGUGAAAUUACCAAACCAGUGAAGUUAAUGUCAAAUGAGAUUCCUGCAUCCCAGAUUUGGGUUGAGAAAUCAAAACCAGAUAAUGUAAAAACUGAAACUAUGAAUAAGGAUAUUGAGCUCUUUCUGCUUAAGAUGCUUGGAGAUGGCUUCCAACUAGACAUGGAUGUAAUCAAACAGGUGGUUGGUGGCUGUGGGUAUGAUGUGCAAGAGAGCAUGGAGAAACUAAUGAACAUGUCAGCUCCCACUUUGGAUUUGGGAAAUGCCACUUCAAGCAUGGUGGACCUUGACCAAACAUGUAAAGACUUUCAAGAUUUGGGAAUUAAGUCUGAAGAGAAGCUACAAUUCAAUGAUUCUGCAGGAAGGUCAAAUCUUGAAAAGGAAAUAUUGGGAAAACUAUUUACUUCUGGAGUUGAAACAGGAGCUAUUCCUAUACGCCCAAGAAGAGAACCAAGGACAAGAAAAUAUGGUGUAGUUACUGGACCUUUAGAAGAGCCAGUAACAAUAUUCAAGUCUCCAAUUGUAGAAAAAGAAGCUAAUAAUGGUUGUGAUGGAAAUGAAGAAACUGAAGAUAAUUAUGAGACGCUAAGAGAAGCUGCAUUGGAGCAUUGGGUCACAAUGAAAAAAUACUACAGAGCUGCUGCUGAGGCUUAUGCCAAAGGUGACUAUGAGCUUGCAAAAAAGUUUGUUAAACAGGGACACUUUUAUAUGGACAAGGCUCGUGAGGCAAACGAGAUGUCUGGUAAAAUGCUAACUGAACCUAGAAAUGAUGGGGAGGCGGUUUCUAUCGAUUUAAAUAUAUAUGAUCCAAAAGAUGCUAUUCGUCUGUUGAAAACACAAUUAAAAUCUAUGUGUGGCAUACCAUCCAUUCGUUAUCUGAAAGUGAAGGUUGGGACAAGUGGCGAUAAUACCAAACCAAAUGCACGUAAACGUUUGAUAUGUAAGCUACUAGAAAGGGAUGGAAUAAGUUGGAGUGACGAAGAGGAUGGUCAAACAAUGGCUGUUAGGGUUGAUGUCGUUAAUCCUAAACGAUUAAGUUUUAACAAAAAUUAGCAGUCAGUUACCUUUUAUUUUAUAAUAGAUAAACUCCCAAAAUAAUAUUCAACUUUUGGCGUCCACAAGACUAGAAAGUUGUAAGUGUGAGGGAGAUGCUUGUUUGGUAGUCUCCCCUUUAUUAUGAAAGAAUGCUUGUAGCAGAGGAGCAAACUGCUAAUAUUUUAUUA
This is a messenger RNA of Lactuca sativa (garden lettuce), 1936 nucleotides long. RefSeq names its product silencing defective 5 (gene SDE5). NCBI's taxonomy places the organism in Eukaryota, Viridiplantae, Streptophyta, Magnoliopsida, Asterales, Asteraceae. The record is from RefSeq and is a predicted model, not a curated record.